This is a messenger RNA of Psammomys obesus (fat sand rat), 4832 nucleotides long. RefSeq names its product family with sequence similarity 83 member G (gene Sack1g). The record is from RefSeq and is a predicted model, not a curated record. The transcript is spliced from 6 exons. Gene Ontology annotation, cellular component: cytosol; nucleus. Lineage: Eukaryota; Metazoa; Chordata; Mammalia; Rodentia; Muridae. Gene Ontology annotation, biological process: BMP signaling pathway. The coding region runs from base 141 to 2573 and encodes 810 amino acids.
GCCACCACCAACGCCCGUACUUCCCCAGGUCGUCCGACCUGCACGGCGCCACCUGCCAGGUGCGCUUCGCAGAGGCGCCGAGGCCCCGGAGCCCGAGAGCGCGGUGGCCGUCGGGCCGCGUCCCCGUAGCGAGGGCCGCCAUGGCCUUCUCCCAGGUGCAGUGUCUGGACGACAACCACGUGAACUGGCGUUCCAGCGAGUCGAAGCCCGAGUUCUUCUACAGCGAGGAGCAGCGGCUGGCCCUGGAGGCCCUGGUGGCCCGGGGUCGCGACGCCUUCUACGAGGUGCUGAAGCGCGAGAACAUCCGCGACUUUCUGUCGGAGCUGGAGCUCUCGCGUAUCGUGGCGGCCAUCGAGGUGUACGACCCCGGCUCUGAGGACCCGCGGGGCUCGGGCCGCCGCCCCGAGCUCCAGGACAACGGAGGCGCCGAUGCCAGCGAGGAGGCCAGCGCGGCGGGCGGGCCCCCGGCCACGGCCGAGCCGCUGCCCUCGCUGGAGUACUGGCCCCAGAAGUCGGACCGCUCCAUCCCGCAGCUGGACCUGGGCUGGCCUGACACCAUCGCCUAUCGAGGUGUGACCCGGGCCAGCGUCUACAUGCAGCCGCCCAUUGACGGGCAGCCGCACAUUAAGGAGGUGGUGCGCAAGAUGGUCAGCCAGGCUCAGAAGGUGAUAGCUGUGGUCAUGGACAUGUUCACUGACGUGGACAUCUUCAAGGACCUGCUGGAUGCUGGCUUCAGGAGGAAGGUGGCUGUGUACAUCAUUGUGGACGAGAGUAAUGUCAAGUACUUCUUGCACAUGUGCGAGCGGGCCCGAAUGCACCUGGGGCACCUCAAGAAUCUCAGGGUACGCAGCAGCGGGGGAACCGAGUUCUUCACACGGUCAGCCACCAAGUUCAAGGGUGUCCUGGCCCAGAAGUUCAUGUUUGUGGAUGGAGAUCGGGCUGUGUGUGGCUCCUACAGCUUCACGUGGUCGGCUGCAAGGACGGACCGGAAUGUGAUCUCUGUGCUGUCUGGGCAGGUGGUCGAGAUGUUUGACCGGCAGUUCCAGGAGCUGUACCUCAUGUCCCAGAGCGUCAGCCUCAAGGACAUCCCCAUGGACAAGGAGCCAGAACCGGAGCCCAUUGUGUUGCCGUCUGUGGUGCCCCUAGUACCCACAGGCACCAUGGCCAAGAAGCUUGUCAACCCCAAGUAUGCACUGGUUAAGGCCAAGAGUGUGGACGAGAUUGCCAAGACUUCCUCUGAGCAGGAGGUUGCCAAGCCUGCGGGGCUGCGGGGCCCUGCAGUGGCUGAACGCCCAGGGGACCUCUCUGAGCUGCUCCCACCUGUCCACCCGGGGCUGCUCAACCUGGAGAGGGCUAACAUGUUUGAGUACUUGCCCACGUGGGUGGAGCCAGAUCCAGAGCCUGGCAGUGACAUCCUGGGCUACAUCAACAUCAUCGACCCCAACAUCUGGAACCCUCAGCCCAACCAGAUGAACCGCAUCAAGAUCCGUGACACAGCUCACGCCAGCACCCAGCACCAGCUGUGGAAGCAGAGUCAGGGGCUGCGUCCGUGCCCAGAAUCCUGCCCUCCCCCAGCACCCAGGGACACCCAGGGUGUGGUCCCAGCUGAAAAUGGCUUCCCCCAGGGGAACCCCGAACCACAGGCCCCUGUACCUAAGCCCCGGACAGUCCCUGUGGCAAGUGUACUUGCUCAGGAUGGUAGCACUAUUGGUUGUGCUUUGGAUACCCCAGAAAAGGAGACACCCCCAAACGGGAUGGACCCCAGACUAUCCAGCACAACCAGCCAAAGCCAGGCCCCACUACAGCGACAGUUAUCUGUGACCCAGGAUGACCCCGAUGGCCUGGAGACAGGACUCCCCAAUGGGCUCGAUGGGGAAGAGGAUGAUGACGAUGACUACGUGACCCUCAGUGACCAGGACAGCCUCUCAGGCAGCUCUGGCCCUGGCCCCCGGCGACCCUCAGUGGCCUCAUCCAUGUCAGAUGAGUACUUUGAAGUGAGGGAGCGGUCAGUACCUCUCCAGAGGCGCCACUCAGAGCAGAUGGCCAAUGGACCAGGCCACCCACCUCAACGGCAGCUGAGUGCCCCUCAUGUAACCCGAGGAACCUUUGGUGGUCCCCUGAGUGGCCCCCUGUGGGCCCAGGGUUCAGGCAGAGAAGAUAUAGAUGCAUCAAGGAUGCAAGCACAACGCCCUGUGGACAGGCAGGCUCAGGGCCAGCAGUUCCACCGACAUGGAGGCACUACCUCAAGGACCUCAGGGCCUCCACGCUUCCGGCCUGCUGCUGAUGGUAGCCAGAGCUCUUCCAAGAAAGCAAUCCCAGCCACAGCAGGUCCCCACCACUGGCAGCCUAAGGGUAGCCCAACAUCCCGAAUGCUGCCAGAUCCUGGGAGCCCAAGGCCAACCCGAAAUACUCGCCUACGAGCGGAGCUCAGGGCCACUGAGGAACGCCCGAGUCCCUUCGGAAUCCCAUACUCCAAAUUGUCCCAGUCAAAGCACCUAAAGGCCAGGGCGGUUGGCAGCCAGUGGGCCCCAUCUGACUCCAAGCGUAGGGUCCGAGACCACAAGGAACCCUAGCAGCCCAGAUGGACCCUAACCCCGCCCCAGAGGGCAGCAGUUGGGGGAGGUGGGCGAUGUUGGCCCUCACCUGGUCAGUGCACCAAUACCAGGUGGCCAAGAUGGUCAGUCCAAAGGUCAUCCCAGUCCACGGGAGGUCUCCUGUGGAUGGGUCCCGGAACAUAUGCAUGGCGUCUGCCCUCGGCAGGUGGCAGGUGGUAUUGGGGAUGGUCCUGGAGGGGAUGGCCUGGGCAUAUGCUGCCUCCAGUUGCUCAUAACCACCAAUCUCGUUGAAAGCUGCAGGAGUGGGUGGAAUGGGUUGGUUUUGGGUUGCCCUAACUCCCUGACUCCUACCCUCAUCUCACAGAUAACUUCAUGCGUCAAACUGGAAUCUCUACCUCACCUUGCCUGUUCUAGGAAGGGCUGAGGUUAAAAAAAAAAAAAAAAAAAAAGGUGAAACAGAGUAUUUUAUUUGUAUUUAAAAUAAUAUUAAAUGAGCAUUUUGCACAUGGGCCCACAGUGUCCUGUUGGCCAGCAGGAAUCCUGGCUAGUCUCUGGAAGCCUGCUGUCUCAGGCAUGGGGUUCUCUGCCAGUCUUUGGACUGGCCCUUCAAGGAGGUGGAAGUGGUUUUCUCGGUAUUUGAGUCAUCUAGUAUUGAAGCCAUGACCUGAGCUUCUGAAGGCUGUGGCUUCCAGAGAGCUAAGACACUGCUAGCAUUGAGGCCCCCUCCUUCCAAGACACAGGGAAGGGAGGCAGAGGCUCCUCAGAGCCUUACAGAAGGCCUAGCAGGUAGGGCUCAGGCCAGGGGUCUUUCCUCUGAGUCUAGAACGUGUCCUAUCUACCUCAGGGUUGGGUGGUGCGAGGCCAAGCUCUGGCCUGGCUGUCUCUGUAGUUCCCUGUCCUCUCAUCCAGCCGGUGUCUGGCCAUUAGGCCCCUCACAUGCAGUAGGCUCUGGAGACAGGCUGCUACUCUGGGAGGAGCACACCUGGGUGUAGGGCAGCGUCUGACAUCUCCCAGGCCCCCGUUCCCAGCAGGGUGUGGAGCUGGGAGCCUAGGUAGGCCAGGGUCUGUUUCAGUAGGCAUCUGUGAGGAGGCCCAUAGGUGGCUGUGCCACAGGGUCCCAGGCUCUGAGCUGAGGCUUCAUCCUUAAAGCCACCCCCCUUGAGACCUCUUUCCCCCCUCCCUUCCCUGCUGUCUCCCUCCCAGGGCGUGAGUAGAACGCCCCUGUCUGUUUCUAAACUAGUGUUACCUGUCCAGCAUACCUCCUUCCCUGCAGGCUUUUGUCUGGCAGGAGACAACAUCACCUCCUGGGACAGGACUCUGACAUGACUUUAAGCACUGGAGGAAACACCUCAGCACUUUUGUGGUCUGCUAAUUGUGUGCCUGCCUGCCCAGCUGCCUGCUGCGGGGACUGCCCAGCCCUGAGGGAGCCUAGUCAGUGCCUCAGCACUGCGCCCCUGUAGGCAGGAGGGGGCAGAGCCCAUCAGCCUAGGAUGCCCACAGUGGGGCAAAUAAUUGGCCUAACCUUAAGAGCUCCUCAGGGUGCUAGGACAGCCCACCAGUGCCCAGCCCCCAGACCUCACCUUUGACAGCCAGAAUGACGGCGCCCACCACCAUGAUGACCGUCUGCAGCGCAUCUGUGUAUAUCACAGUGGCCAGGCCCCCUGCCAGGAACAAAGUGCCGGAAUGAGUGCCCCCUCCCUGAGUCAACAGAAUCUGAUGGAUGUCACCAGAGCUGUUGGUGGGGCUCUGUCCUUGCAGGUGGGUGAGCUGCACCUAAGUACCUAAGCAACCAGUUAGCCAGGCCCCAGCUCCCUGCUCACCACCCGUGAACUGGCCACUCUCAGGGGUCCCUGUGCUGCCCAUCAUCCUGGCUCCUUGCUCCUGCUGGGCUGUCAGGAUCUGUACCUGCGAUGGUGUACAGGGCGGUGAUGGCGAGCGUGAGGAUGGUGGACAGGUAGAAGUUCCAGCCCAGGCAGAUCUGGACAAACAGGGCUCCCGCGUACAGGUCAAUCUGGGGAAAGCGGAAUUGGGCAGAAGUCAGGCGUUACAGCGAGAUACAGGGCUCAGAGCCUGGGUGCUGUACUCACUGGCUUUGUGGCCUGGCCUCAGCCAUGAAUAUGGUUGUCUCAGGGAAGAGGAAUAGAGACCCUCCCGACCCCAGCUGUUCACUACCUGGUGGGGUGGCUGAGGGUGGGAGAGAGAACUGGCUGUGGGCAGCUGUGUGUCAUGUUCAGAUUAUGGCAGAUGUUACUGUCACAAUAAAAUUUUAAGUGGCCA